This is a messenger RNA of Prunus dulcis (almond), 828 nucleotides long. Its product is annotated as CDPK-related protein kinase-like. The record is from RefSeq and is a predicted model, not a curated record. Lineage: Eukaryota; Viridiplantae; Streptophyta; Magnoliopsida; Rosales; Rosaceae. Bases 369 to 704 code for a protein of 111 amino acids. The transcript is spliced from 5 exons.
CUUUUGGUUUGCCCUGCCUAGGGACAUCCUAGUAAUGGUCCUUCUUGUUCUACUCGAGGAUGCCUUUCCGAUCACAAUACCAUUCAAGGGAACAAGCCAAGUGGUUAAGUUUAGGCCAGAUCGAUGUUGAGCCACCCAUGUCAUGUCACUGCUGUGGUUUGUAUAAAAUUCUGAAAACUCAAUUGAUCGCUAAGACAUGCAGAUCAAUCGGCCUGCACAUCAGCACCUGAUCCAGGCUGCUUCGACAAAGUGGACCUUUUUACUGACCAACAGCCUCUGCCUAGAGAUUUUGUCACUUGCUUUUGAUCAGGCUUCCUCACCAAGUAACCCUCAGUUUGCAUUUGGAGGAGCUCAUUCACAAGGCUAAAAUGAAAACAGAUGAAUUGAGAAGGUGGGGGAAUGUGGCGGUCUUUCUGAAAGUUUAUGGAUUAGUUGUUGGCAUGGAAUCUCUCAUUGCAUCGGCAAAUACACUUCAAUACAGAAGAAUGGAUUUUGAAGAGUUCUGUGCCGCUGCAUUAAGUGUUCAUCAGCUAGAGGCACUUUUCAUUGAAGAACUUGCUCCAGAACUUCGACUUGGUCCCUCAAUCCCAAUCCCGCUUCAUGUGGUUCUCCAUGAUUGGAUUUGGCACACUGGUGGGAAGAUCACUGCAGGUGCAAGCUUGGUUACCAGUUUGAAUGCUGUGUUCUUGAUAUUUUGUGCGUAAAGGUGUAGUUAAUUUGCCUAAAUAGGAAAUUGCUAAUUCUUCUACUCCUUAUAGAUGCAUUGUACAUGUUAGAUUAUCCUCGUCUGCUCCAACCUCUCUCUAGUUACUGUGAAACGUGCUUGAA